GUUAGGAGCGGCGGGGCCGUGUGCCGACCCGGAGCGGUGUCCCUGCGGCCGCGGCCAGAUGGCAUCCAACUAUAGAAAACCUGGCUUAAGUACAGCCCAGCGGAAGAAAAGUGGCUUGAAACCUGAACUUACAGAAGAGCAAAAGCAGGAGAUCAGAGAAGCUUUUGAUUUGUUUGAUACUGAUGGAUCUGGAAGCAUCGACAUAAAAGAACUGAAGGUUGCAAUGCGUGCUUUAGGCUUUGAGCCAAAGAAGGAAGAAAUUAAGAAAAUGAUAGCAGAUAUUGACAAAGAAGGAAGCGGCACCAUUGACUUUGAAGACUUUUUGGCUAUGAUGACACAAAAAAUGAGUGAAAAGGAUUCAAAAGAAGAAAUCUUGAAAGCUUUCAAAUUAUUUGAUGAUGACGGGACAGGAAAAAUUUCAUUCAAAAACCUGAAAAGGGUUGCCAAGGAGCUGGGAGAAAAUUUAACAGAUGAAGAACUUCAGGAAAUGAUUGAUGAAGCUGAUCGAGAUGGAGAUGGAGAAGUGAACGAGCAAGAAUUCUUGAGAAUCAUGAAGAAAACUAGCUUAUAUUAAUAUUUGUUGCCUUGCUAUACAGCUGCUCCAAAAGAUAACCUGGAAAAGCCUUAAAAACUGGGCUUGCGUCUCCCACGUAUUUUCUGCCAUAUAGAAAGUCUGAAAGGACAGAUUUUUGGUUCAUUCUUCUUUUUUAGCAAAGUUAAUUGGGGAAGGGGGGCUUCAGUACCCAGAGCUGUUGAAAUGAGAUAUUGCAGAAGUGAAAAGGAUGAACUGAACCUGCAAGGCAGGGUCCCAUCCCAUCCCUUCCCCUCGACAAUUUUAGUGAUUGCCAUUUUGGAUAAAGAAUGCUGUGUUUCAAGUAUUUAACUUAAAGACAUUUCACUUGAGAUGUGAAGAAUCCCACUGCUGCUGGGAAAGGCCACUUCUGACUUUCCUAAGCAUGAAGGUGCAAGCACAGUAUUUCUAUUCCUUUUAAAGCUUUUAGGUUAUCUUUUGGUAUUUGUCUCCUUUUGAUUAUUUCCAUGAAAGACUCUAAAACCAA
This is a messenger RNA of Gavia stellata (red-throated loon), 1058 nucleotides long. RefSeq lists its product as uncharacterized. NCBI's taxonomy places the organism in Eukaryota, Metazoa, Chordata, Aves, Gaviiformes, Gaviidae. Gene Ontology annotation, biological process: nucleotide-excision repair; centriole replication; mitotic cell cycle. Gene Ontology annotation, cellular component: centriole; centrosome. The transcript is spliced from 5 exons. Gene Ontology annotation, molecular function: calcium ion binding. The coding region runs from base 59 to 574 and encodes 171 amino acids. The record is from RefSeq and is a predicted model, not a curated record.